AUUCAUCUUCACUCCAUCAUUUUCCAUAGUUAUCAGGCAGAAUAACAUUUUUCACUUGAUAAAAAAGAAAACACUUUCAAGUAAGAAUUGUGUUUUCCAAGGGAAGAAGAUGGCAGAAACUUCACAUGCCGGUGAGAUAAAAGAAGGCCAUGGCGAUAUAGAGAAUCAGCUGGAUACAACUCAAAUGAUCUACAAGGUCCCAACUCAUGUGAAAAACAAAAACUUAACUGCAUACGAGCCAAAGGUAGUGUCGAUGGGUCCUUAUCACUACGGCAAACCUCAAUGCAAGUUCAUGGAAAAGCAAAAACAAAGAGCUUUCGACAAUUUCUCCAUUAGAUCUGGAGUGACCCUCCAAGGCUAUAUUGAACAAAUGAGGAAAGUAGUGAAAAAACUGAAGAGGUCCUAUGCUGAUCUGGACCAUGAUAAAUGGAAAGAUGAUGAGAAGUUUAGUAAGCUCAUGAUUCUUGAUGGAUGCUUCUUCAUCGAAUUCUGGUCUGGUGCUGCCAAGGCAUUUAAUAAAGAUUACCCCGAUAAUGAUCCCGUUUUCAGCCAUCGUGGAAAUGCAAUAAACGAUAAUGCUGUGAGGGAAGACUUGCUCAUGGUUGAGAAUCAAUUACCUUACCUGGCUAUUCAGAUGGUGUGGUUGACUGGUCCAGAGGGAAGACUACAAAAGCGGGACGCGGGUGCUAUCUCCCAAUGGAUUGCCUCUGACAUCAAGGAGCAGGAUGCAGGCUUUCAUAUGCUCGACACAUAUAUGGAAGAAUUAAUGCAAAUAGAUAAGAGAAGCAUAUAUGAUAAAGAGCCGGGGAAAUUUUGUGCUUCAGAGCUUUACCAGUUUAAUGUGUAUUUCAAAAAAGCUGGAAGCUAUAACAGACUGCAGUUCGAUAAUAAUACUGGAAUCCUUACCCUUCCCAUCAUCACCAUCAACGAACACACUGUAUCUACUUAUCUCAAUAUGGCUGCACGGGCUUCUACACGUGAAUCGCCGACAGCCGCAGUAUUUAUCAUCUAUACUCGACUCAUGGGAACUCUGGUACAGUCGACUAAGGAUGUUAGAUUGCUUCAAUCCCACGGGAUCAUAAUUAAUCAAUUCAGUAACCGUGAUGCUGUUCUGGAGGUGAUACAGGAAAUGGCCAAGGGCACAGUUAGUUCAGAUAAUGUGAUCGUGAGGAGUAAUGGAUUAUCUUACAUAUCGAUCAUAGAGGACCUAGACAAGUUUUGCAAAUUGAGGAGGUGGAGGAAAACCUUGUAUGUUUGGUUUUCUAACCUCACAGAGACUCACUUUAAAACUCCAUGGUCUGGACUCUCUUUGAUAGCGGCAAUUACUCUCUUGGUACUCACUAUUAUUCAGACUGUUUAUGCAAUCCUCUCAUUUAUCAAACCAGACACACAAGGAAACGGCCAAGGGCGCGGUUAGUUCAGAUAAUGUGAUUGCGAGGAGUAAUAUGGAUUGCAGGCUUGCAGCAAUCACCGUCUUGGCGCUCACUGUUAUUUAUUCAGACUGUUUAUGACAUCCUCUCACUUAGCAAACACCAUUAAGGAAGGGUCUUGUGUACGUUUUAGGUGGUUCCACCAGGUAGUUGUUUAUUUUACGCAUUAGAGUGACUGUGUAUGGUGCUGUCAUGUUGACAAGUUUUCUGUUGUCCUAGUGUUUGGUUAAUCUUGUAACUUAGUGGCUUAUAUAUUUUUAUAAUUUGGAGAUUUACUCCUGCAA
Papaver somniferum (opium poppy) is the source of this 1714-nucleotide messenger RNA. RefSeq names its product UPF0481 protein At3g47200-like. Lineage: Eukaryota; Viridiplantae; Streptophyta; Magnoliopsida; Ranunculales; Papaveraceae. The coding region runs from base 110 to 1417 and encodes 435 amino acids. The transcript is spliced from 2 exons. The record is from RefSeq and is a predicted model, not a curated record.